AGGAGAAGAAGAGAGGGACUCAAACGCGACAAAUCCUUCACAACAUCUGGAUAUUUGAAGAUUCAUCAGAGAGUUCACACUGGAGAGGAACUGUACAGCUGUGACCAGUGUGGGAAAGCUUUCACUACAUCAGUUGCCUUAAAAAUCCACCAACAUGUUCACACUGGAGAGAAACCGUAUUGGUGUGAACAAUGUGGGAAGGUUUUCACUAGAUCAGUUCACCUAAAACACCACCAACGUGUUCACACUGGAGAGAAGCCGCACUGGUGUGAACAGUGUGGAAAAACUUUCAGCAGAUCUGAUAAGUUACUAAUCCACCAAUGUGUUCACACUGGAGAGAAACCGCACUGGUGUGAACAGUGUGGAAAAACGUUCGCUCAGUCAGGUCACCUAAAAAACCACCAACGAGUUCACACUGGAGAGAAGCCGUAUUGGUGUGAACAGUGUGGAAAAACUUUUGCUCGAGCAGGUGUCCUAAAAAACCACCAACGUGUUCACACUGGAGAGAAACCUCACUGGUGUGAACAAUGUGGGAAAGUUUUCACUAGAUCAGUUCACCUAAAACACCACCAACGUGUUCACACUGGACAGAAACCAUACUGGUGUGAACAGUGUGGAAAAACCUUUGCUGAAUCAGGUAACCUAAAAAGGCACCAACUUGUUCACACUGGAGAGAAACCUCACUGGUGUGAACAGUGUGGAAAAACGUUUGCUCGAGCAGGUGCCCUAAAAGUGCACCAACGUGUUCACACUGGAGAGAAACCGUACUGGUGUGAACAGUGUGGGAAAUCUUUCGCUCAUCCAGGUGCCCUAAAAGUGCACCAACGUGUUCACACU
Molecule: messenger RNA, 837 nt
Organism: Micropterus dolomieu (smallmouth bass)
Lineage: Eukaryota; Metazoa; Chordata; Actinopteri; Centrarchiformes; Centrarchidae
Product: zinc finger protein 239-like
Exons: 1
Biological process (GO): regulation of transcription by RNA polymerase II
Molecular function (GO): DNA-binding transcription factor activity, RNA polymerase II-specific; RNA polymerase II cis-regulatory region sequence-specific DNA binding
Source: RefSeq, a predicted model, not a curated record